AUGGUGAAUGAGAGGCACAAUGGCAACCUGCUGGUGCACCUGGGACCCAAACUGCAGGCCUACCCAGAGCAAAUCCUCCGACAGCGGCGAGGCCACGACGGCCAUCCUGAAUACCUCAUCCAGUGGAGUGUGGUCAGCGUGGAGGAGAGAGCAGUGGGAGGCAGCAGUGCCUCCUGUGCAGAGACCAAGCCAGAGAACAUCUCAAUGUGGAUGUCUGCAGAAGAGGUCUGUGCCAGCUGUCCAUCACUGCUGGGCAAGAGGAAGCUGGAAGGGCUGUGGGUGAAAGAGGAGAAGACAUCCAGAUCGGCUGCAGAUGUACCGCUGGACGAAGCGUCACUGCUGGAGAUGAAGGCUGAUGUCAGGAGCCUGGUGCAGCGAGCUGUGCGGCAGGUGGCCGAGGCUGGGACGCCCGAGUCCUCCGUCCUGAACACUGUCCACGUGCUGAGUGCCUAUGCCAGCAUUGGCCCUCUGGCAAGUGCCUUCAGGGAGACAGGAGCCAUGGACUUGCUGAUGAAGUUCCUGUGCCACAAGGAGAAGCAGAUCCGCCACAGUGCUGGCCAGAUGCUGCGGGCCCUGGCUUCUCACGAUGCAGGGAGUCGAGCCUAUGUCCUGCUGUCCCUGAGCCAGCAGGAUGGCAUUGAACAGCACAUGGAGUUUGACAGUCGCUGCACCUUGCUGGAGCUGUUUGCUGAGAUAACAUCCUCUGAAGAGCACUGCAUGUCCUUUGAAGGGAUUCACCUUCCACAGAUCCCUGGGAAGCUGCUGUUUGUCCUGGUGAAGCACUACCUGCGUGUCACUUCUCUCCUGGACAAACUGAGCAGCGGUGUGGAGCAGGGAGAAGAGCAGCAGGGCUGUGCUGCGCCCAGCCCGUUGCCUGUGGAGAGGAGCCAUGUGAAGCAGGAGUUUGAGUUCAGCAUGGCCAUGGCAAACCUCAUCUCAGAGCUGGUGCACAUGAUGGGCUGGAAACACAGCCACAAGCCGGAGCUGCCACCCCAGCAAAUGCCGCAGCCUCGUGCCACCCGCUCCAUCUUCCAGCACAAGACCCCAACCAGCACUGCUGUCCAAAUACCUGUGUUCACUUCACGUCACCGUCCCCACAACAAGCAGGGCUGUACCUUCCUGACCCCAUCAGACUUUGCAAACAGCAGUGACUAUGUGGAGUACUUGCAGGCAAACUUGGUGCGUGGCAUGAGGGUGCGCUUGCUCGAAGACUGUGGUGAUGUUAGAGCUGGGGAGGAAGGCGAGUUUCUUCAGAGCACUAAUAGUAUGCACACAGUGCAG
Acanthisitta chloris (rifleman) is the source of this 1281-nucleotide messenger RNA. Its product is annotated as cullin-9-like. NCBI's taxonomy places the organism in Eukaryota, Metazoa, Chordata, Aves, Passeriformes, Acanthisittidae. The transcript is spliced from 3 exons. The record is from RefSeq and is a predicted model, not a curated record. The annotation marks the transcript as partial.